Cataglyphis hispanica is the source of this 3753-nucleotide messenger RNA. Its product is annotated as craniofacial development protein 2-like. Gene Ontology annotation, cellular component: nucleus. The coding region runs from base 588 to 1343 and encodes 251 amino acids. The record is from RefSeq and is a predicted model, not a curated record. Gene Ontology annotation, biological process: chromatin remodeling. NCBI's taxonomy places the organism in Eukaryota, Metazoa, Arthropoda, Insecta, Hymenoptera, Formicidae. Gene Ontology annotation, molecular function: catalytic activity. The transcript is spliced from 3 exons.
CUUUGAUAUUGAUAAAGCAACAGCAUGGAGAGCUGUUUGAAGAGUUGUCAAUGCUCUCUAUUCAUUUCUUUAUACGUUUAUUAAGUGGCCGACAAGAGAAGAAGCAGAACAAACAUGGAAUAUUGUAAAAGACAAAUGUGGUUUCCCAAAGGUAAUUGGAGCUAUCAAUGAAACACAUAUACGUAUCGCAGCACCCAAGAUUCAUCCUGAAGCAUACAUCAAUAGAAAGGGCUAUCACUCAAUUCAAUUACAGGUUAUAUGUGAUUCUGACCUAAAAUUUAUGCAUUGUUAUACUGGGUGAUGCAGCAUAUACAAUUGAUUAUUGCGUUCCUUUUAAAGAUAAUGGAACUGUGUGUAGCGGGUAGAUACGCCUCUACGAUCCCGGUGGGGGACAGAUCUACCUCAGGGAAGCGACCUUGCACACGCGAGCUUCUUUUCCUACAUACUCUAGCCCGGAGCGAAGAAUGUCCCAAUCUCAUAAUCCUACCUACUACUCCUCACUCCCACCCUAUACUCCACUUCACUACGCAGAAGGAAACGGGGCCCCACUGCGUACUACCUCGCCUCAAGAAUCAUGAGGUACGAAUAUGAGUAAUGAUGUGAUGAGUGCGCUUGGCGAUCCAACUAGCAAUUGGCGCUGCCUGCGGUCCGGGCCUGGCAGUGUGAAAUGGGUGACCGGCCAUAAAGAUGUAGGAAACCAGACAUCCCAUGGAAAAUCAACUACUGGAAUGAAUCUAUGGAACAUUCAAAAGACAGGCACAUGGAAUGUUCGAGGAUUGCGAGAGGCCGGGAAGCUGGCAAUUGUGGAAAGAGAAGCAACCUCUUAUUCCAUAGUGGGACUAUUCGAAACCCGCUGGGCCGGGCGUGAACAUUUUACGUCUAGCAAUAGCAACAUCUAUUUUUCCGGCCAUGAAAAUAUGUCGAGGAAUGGAGUUGCGAUAAUGGUUAAUAAACAGCAUAGAAAUGCUGUCAAGGAAUAUCGAGCAAUCAGCGAUCGCAUUAUAGUGAUAAGCUUUGAAGCUAAACCUGUGAACAUAAAUAUAGUGCAAAUAUAUGCGCCAACUAGCGAGACGGAUGACACAGAAAUAGAAACUUUCUACGUGGAACUGGUGAAUACUUUGGGAGAUCUGUCAAAUCAGGAAAUAACUAUCAUAAUGGGGGACUUCAAUGCUAAAAUUGGAGAAAUUACUGAGGAUGAUGAUCUACGCACCGUUGUUGGCAGAUAUUGUUUAGGAGAAAGAAACGAGAGAGGGGAACGUCUCCUACUACAUUUUUGCACAGACAACAACCUGUUCAUAACUAAUACAGGUUUCAAGCAUCACCCUAGACGUCUCUACACUUGAAGAUCACCAGGAGAGAGAUAUAGAAAUCAGAUUGAUUAUAUACUAAUCAAGUCUCGCUGGAGAACAGUGAUAAAAGAUGUUAAAACCUAUCCCGGGAAUGGAUUGUAACAGUGACCAUCAGUUUCUGGAAGCCGAACUUAGGAUGAAACUGCGGCUGGUACGGCAACAGAAAUAUAAGCAACCUAAAUGGUAUCUAAAACAUAACCGUAUUUCAAAUCACAGCAAAACAAGAAUUGGAGAAACUUAGAAAAUAGCAGGAGGAUUCGGCGAAUGACCUGUGAAUGAAGACGAAGGCCGCUCUUCACGAUGCGGCUAGACAGGUGAGGGACAUAAGAGAAAAACGCAGAAAGAUAUGAAUCACUGACCAUACUUGGACUAAGAUACAAGAACGCAAAAACCUUAAUCAAGGGAAUUAAGUAAUCAAAGCGAGGUAGACAAAUACAGAGACCUAAAUGUAGACAUCAAAGGAUCGUGUAGGAAAGACAAAAACCAAUAUUUAAAUGAGAUGUGUCAGGAAAGUGAACAACACAAGUAUAAAAAUGAAACUCGUGACAUGUUUAAAAAAAUCAAGCAGUUAACUCGUGCUUUUGUGCCAAAAUAUAUUGAUAUAAAGACAGAGGACGGAGUCUUAUUAACGAAGGAAGAAGACGUUCUGAAGCGUUGGAAGACAUACUGUGAGCAACAAAUGACGCACGAAGGAACGCAGGAAGAGAAUCAUGCAGUACAGAUAACUCUGCACAUAGAUAAUGAGCCCGAGAUAAUGAGAGAGGAAAUUGUGGCAGCAAUAAAGAAAUAAAAAUGUUACAAAUCAACAGGAAUCGAUGAUGUAACAAUCGAAAUGAUACUGGCCAUAGAGAAAAUAGGAAUUGAGAUUGUCCACAAAAUAUGUCAGAAAAUAUGAAAUACCUGUAUCUAACCUGAGGACUGGACAACGUCUGUAUAUAUACCUCUGCACAAGAAAGGGCCGAAGGAUAUCUGCGAAAACUACCGUACUAUUGCUCUGCUAUCAUACCCAAGUAAAGUCAUGCUGCGAAUAAUUCUCGAACGCCUAAAGCCAUACCUUUUACCAGAAAUUCCUCAAAAACAAGCAGGUUUUUUCUCGGGUCGCGGAACGCGUGAACAGAUUUUGAAUGUUCGACAGAUAAUUAAGAAAUCAAGAGAAUAUAACAUCACAACGUAUAUUUACUUUAUAGACUACAGCAAAGCCUUUGACUGCGUUCGAUAGGAAAAGAUGUGGCAGUUCCUGUUUGAAAUGAGAACUCCAUCACACCUCAUUACUCUAAUAAUGAAUCUUUAUGAGAAUAACACCGCACGAGUAAAGAUGGACGGACAACUGACAGAAUGCUAGCAAUUUCAUGUUAGCAAGGGUGUGAGGCAGGGUUGUGUCCUCAGCCUCAUACUUUUUAACAUCUAUGGUGAAUAUAUCAUAAGGAAAGCAACCGAGGAGUGGGACGGUGGCAAGAAAAUCAGCAAUCUGAGGUAUGCUGACGACACCACUCUCUUUGCCUGUUCGAAAGAGAAGCUGACAACAUUCCUGCAAAGAGUCGAGCAAGCGAGUCUUGAAGCUGGCCUAGGAAUAAACAGAAGCAAAAUCAAAAUAAUGAUUGUGGACAGGCCGAAUAAUAAUCGUACAGAGCUCAAACAAAUAAACAAUAUAGAUGUUGUUCAAAGGUUUGUGUAUCUCAGAUCACUGGUCACAAAUACUGGUGGAUGUAUUGAAGAAAUUAAAAGAAGGAUAGCUAUUGUCAAAAAUGCCAAUCUAGCAAAUCUAACAAAAAUUUGGAAGAGCCAAGAUAUUACAAUCUCAACCAAAAUAAGACUUAUAAGGAGUCUCGUCUUUCCGGUUUUCUUAUACGGAGCGGAAUGUUGGGCACUAAAAGAGACUGACAAACGUGCCAUAGAUGCUUUCGAGAUGCAUUGCUGAAGGAGGAUGCUGCGUAUACCGUGGAUCGCCAAAAGAACAAAUCAGUCCUAGAUCAACUACACAUAAAACUAUACAUACAUAAAACACUACACAUAAAAAAACGACUACGAUGUCUUGUUUUGGAAAGAAUUACAACCUUUUUCGGGCACGUAAUCCGCAAAGACGGUCUUGAAAAGCUGACAAUUCAGAGUAAGGUCGAGGGUUCCAGAGGUUGAAGAAGGUCACCGACCAGAUACACUGAUCACAUUGUCAAUAUAACAGAUCUGUCCUUCGGUCGGUGUGUUAGAAUGGCCGCGGAUCGAGAAGGACGGAAGGAGAUAUCAUGCAAAGCCUCAUGAUGUCACGAUACCCGAAACGGGUAAACGACUAAGAAGAAGAAGAAGAAAAAUAAUGGGCAUCUAACUGAAUCUCAAGUAAAAUAUAAUAUGUGUCAUGCACAAGAUCGAAUAAUGAUAGAGAGAGUAUUUGGUUUACUCAAAGGUAGAU